Verticillium alfalfae VaMs.102 is the source of this 1911-nucleotide messenger RNA. RefSeq names its product alpha-xylosidase. Bases 1 to 1911 code for a protein of 636 amino acids. The record is from RefSeq and is a predicted model, not a curated record. The transcript is spliced from 3 exons. Gene Ontology annotation, molecular function: carbohydrate binding; hydrolase activity, hydrolyzing O-glycosyl compounds. Gene Ontology annotation, biological process: carbohydrate metabolic process. Lineage: Eukaryota; Fungi; Ascomycota; Sordariomycetes; Glomerellales; Plectosphaerellaceae.
AUGCUGGCAAACGGGCCCCUGGAUGCACGGCAGACAUGGGCAACCCCUGGAGCCGGGCGCCAGCGGCUGAGUGGAGUGCCUUUCAGCAGUCUACCCCGCAGUUCUAGCGCUGAACCCGCUGUACAUGGGCUUUUUCUCGCCGAAACCCCCCUGAAGCUUGCCAGCGGCUUUCCACAACGCCCAUUGGUGAGGCCGACGUGCGAGGCAUCACCUGUUCGAGAUUCCUUCAACUACCAUAUGCCCCAGCCGGCAAUCGACGACAAGCUCGUCUUCACGUUCGAUGCCGAGACGCUCUGGAUCCAGCCAUGGGGUGCCAACGCCCUGCGCAUCCGCUCGACCCGCGCUCGGGAGAUGCCCGACGAGGAUUGGGCCCUGCUGAAGCCGGCCGCAACGACGCCCAAGAUUACCAUUGACGAGCAGAGCGGUGGCACGCUCGAGAAUGGCAACGUCAAAGCCUCCAUCACCAAGGCAGGCAAAAUUACUGUACAUAAUGCAAAGGGCGAUCUGCUGCUUGAGGAAUACACCCGCGCCCGCAAAGAUGUCCGCGACCCCAAGUGCAGCGCCCUCAAUGUCGAGGCGCGCGAGUUCAAGCCCCUCGCCAACAGCGACAGCUACCACCUGACUGCUCGUUUUGAAUCCGUCGAUCCAGACGAGAAGCUUUUCGGCAUGGGCCAGUACCAACAGCCGUUUCUCGACCUCAAGGGCCAUGACCUCGAGCUCGCCCACCGCAACUCGCAGGCCUCUGUGCCUUUUGCCUUGAGCUCCCUCGGCUACGGCCUGCUUUGGAAUAACCCGUCCAUUGGCAGAGCGUUUCUCGGCCGCAACAUCAUGUCCUUUGACGCGCGAUCCACGACGACGCUAGACUACUGGAUCGUCGCCGGUGACACGCCCGCCGCCAUCGUCGAGGCCUACGCUGACGCGACGGGAAAGGUCCCAUUAGCACCCGAAUUCAUGCUGGGAUUUUGGCAGUGCAAGCUCCGCUAUCAGACCCAGGAGGAGCUUCCUCUCCGUGGCGAAGAAGAACUACUACGACAAUGGGCAUCCGCAUCUUCUGGCUCGACGAGGCCGAGCCCGAGUACAAGAUUUACGACUUUUGACAACUACCGCUACCACGCGGGGCCCAACACGGCCGUCGGGAACCUGUACCCGCUCGAGUACGCGCGCGCCUUCUACGAGGGCAUGCGCGCCGAGGGCCAGGAGAACAUUGUCAACCUGCUGCGCUGCGCGUGGGCCGGCAGCCAAAAGUACGGCGCCCUCGUCUGGAGCGGCGACAUUGGCUCCUCGUGGAUCAGUCUCCGCAACCAGGUCGCCGCCGGCUUGCACAUGGGCGUCGCCGGCCUGCCGUGGUGGACGACGGACAUUGGUGGCUUCCACGGCGGCGACCCCACGGACCCCAAGUUCCGCGAGCUCUUUGUGCGGUGGUUCCAGUGGGGCGCCUUCUGUCCCGUCAUGCGCCUCCACGGCUUCCGGGAGCCGAUGCAGCCGCAGCACGGCACGACGGGGGGCGCCGCGUGCCUCAGCGGCGCGCCGAACGAGGUCUGGUCCUACGGCGAGGACGUGUAUGCGAUUUGCAAAAAGUACAUGUUCCUGCGGGAGACGUUGAGGGAGUACACGCGGGGGCUGAUGAAGCAGGCGCACGAGAAGGGCACGCCGGUCAUGCGCAUGCUCUUCUACGAGUUCCCCGAGGAUCAGGAGUGCUGGAGAAUCGGGCAGCAGUACAUGUACGGCGACAAGUAUCUGUGCUGCCCGGUCCUGCAGGAGGGGGCGAGACGGACGAAAGUCUACCUACCAAAGCUGGCGAGCGGCGAGUGGACGUCUUUGCAGGAGGGCAAAGAGGAACGUUUUGCCGGCGGUCAAUGGAUCGAAGUUGAUGCCCCGUUGGAGUGGAUGCCUGUGUUUGUCAGGGAAUGA